This is a messenger RNA of Megalopta genalis, 7627 nucleotides long. RefSeq names its product transient receptor potential cation channel subfamily V iav (gene iav). The record is from RefSeq and is a predicted model, not a curated record. Gene Ontology annotation, biological process: calcium ion import across plasma membrane. Gene Ontology annotation, molecular function: protein binding; calcium channel activity. NCBI's taxonomy places the organism in Eukaryota, Metazoa, Arthropoda, Insecta, Hymenoptera, Halictidae. Gene Ontology annotation, cellular component: plasma membrane.
UGCCACGGAGAGACGGAACGACCGAUUUCGCAUUUUUUAUUUUAAAAUUGCUGACUCACGAAGACAUACUUUUUAACAGAAAGCAACUUGGGUUUUUCUUGCUCGAACAAGGAAUAUAUUAUAAAAUGUGUAUCGACACCCUUUUGUCCCGUCGGUCUACCCCUCGGUCCGCGCUUUCUCUACGACAUAGUUUCGUUAGAAAAUUGCUGACAAAAUGAAUUAAAAUAAACCACGAGCGAGUCCUUCCGCUUAGAAAGUUUAAUUAAAUCGGCGUUUACGGUGCAGCGUAAGAGAGAUAAUAAAUCACGCGCAUCCCUUGCGACCAACUUGUUUCAAUUAUUCGCUCGGCGAUCUGUCUCUCGCGCGUCUUGAAAUAAUAAUACGCGCAACGUUGGCAAUUAUUUUUGGUAGAUCGAGCAUUUCCGUCCAGAGCUCGGAAAUUCGUACGAAGUCGCUCGCAUCCCUUUCGUUCGAAUAGCCUGCGGGUCGACGCGUUCGAGCUUCGCGCAUCUAUAAUUAUGCAUCGGGACUACGUCGACUGGCGUCGACGUUUGGACGUCAGAAAUCGUGUCAAGGUCGAACGAUCGAAAAGCGGUACGAACACUGGUUCGCGGAUUUAGAAGCGUCGAAGAAUCCGUUAAAAAAAGGACGCGAUCGAUCGCUCGGAACAAUGUUUUUUGUUCUCGAGCCGGACCAUUCCAUGGUCCAGGAAGAACGAAACGCGUGGACACGCACCGUUCGUCGAAAGCGCGCCGUCCAAAAGCCGAAAUUCGGCGUAAAAAGGCGAAAGGCGAGAGGCGAGGAUGUCAGCCGUCACCCAGUGACCCUACCGUGUCUAGCGGUGCCAGGUACAGCUUAUAGAUUGGCUGGCGUGCCCCGUGCAGUUGCUGUACUUCGGGAACGUAGUUCCACCUGUGUGCCACGUUCGGUCGGUCUGCAGGGGUCUCGAGGGCUGUAUCGAGGGAGUCGAUCACGGUUAGCCGCGCACCGAAGUACUCCCGGGUCCGUUGGAUAUAGCGUCGAAAAAUGGGAAAACCCUGGUCCUCGAGGAUACCCGAAAACACUCGUCCGAGGAGAUCGCACUCGGGUGUCGGUUGAUAAGAGUCGGCCGUGUCGGUUCGUAGAGAGAAGAGUCGUCUCGCGAGUGGACGAGGCCGGGAAAACGAGCGAGAGAAGAGCACGGAGACGGGGAGGAAGGGAAACACCGUUCGAGGACGCGGAGGAACCGGUGUCGCGGAGGGGGAUGUCUGAAUGGGCGGUGUCUGCUCCUGUCGAGGACGCGACAGCCAGGUCAACGCCGGCUCGAUCCUUGACCGUGUGAUCAGCCAAGCGAGCAACGAAGACCAAUGUCUGCUGUACCGGCUGGCCAAUUACAAGAAGAGCGGCGAGCUGAUCGAGUCGUACAAUCUGGGCGGGCAGACCGAGGUCGAGAAGCUGAUCAGGGAUCAGUUCGGCGUGCUGAUGUACGCCGACGGGAAGGGUCAGGCGAUCAACCGCGCCGAGUACCUGCGCUGGAAAUUUCGGGACAUCGAGCAGGUCGUGCUGCCGAUAGAGGCCUCCCUGUCGAGGUUCGACCCGCUGGCUCGAUGGAACGAUCACGAGGCGUGCUGGCAGAUGCAGUACAGGGGCUCCCUCGGAGAGACUCUCCUGCACGUGCUGAUCAUAUGCGACACGAGGACGCACACGCGGAUCGCUCGGAUCCUGCUCAAGUGCUUCCCGCAAUUGGCGAUCGACGUCGUCGAGGGCGAGGAAUACCUCGGCGCCAGCGCCCUCCAUCUCGCCAUCGCGUACAACAACAACGAGCUCGUCCAGGACCUGGUCGAGGCCGGCGCGAUCAUCUCGCAGCGAGCCAUCGGCAGCUUCUUCCUGCCCAGGGAUCAGCAAAGAAUGCGUCCCGCGAAGACCACCGAUUACGAGGGACUGGCUUACUUGGGCGAGUACCCUCUCGCCUGGGCCGCCUGUUGCGCCAACGAGAGCGUUUAUAACCUGCUGCUCGACUCCGGCGCCGAUCCCGACGAGCAGGACUCGUUCGGCAACAUGAUCCUUCACAUGGUGGUGGUUUGCGACAAGUUGGACAUGUUUGGGUAUGCGCUGCGUCAUCCGAAGCUUCCCGCUCGCAAUGGGAUUGCGAAUGCUGCCGGGCUGACCCCGUUGACGCUCGCUUGCCAGCUGGGCCGUGCAGAGGUCUUUCGGGAGAUGUUGGAGCUGUCUGCACGGGAAUUCUGGCGCUACAGUAAUAUCACCUGCUCGGCGUACCCCCUCAAUGCACUCGACACGCUGUUACCCGACGGCAGAACAAACUGGAACUCCGCGCUAUUUAUCAUUCUCAACGGUACGAAGGAGGAGCACUUGAACAUGCUGGACGGUGGUAUUAUUCAGCGAUUACUUGAGGAAAAAUGGAAGACCUUCGCGCGGUUGCAGUUUCUGAAGAGACUGAUCAUCCUAAUGUUCCACCUGGUCUCAUUGUCGCUGGCGGUGUACACGAGGCCCAACAAUAUGGCCACCAUUGUCCUGAAAUGGCCGGAAGAAAUAACGGAGGCUGUUCGUACAAUAUCGGAGUGCAUCACCAUCGUAGGCGUGCUGGGCUACAUUCUGGUGCAACUCGGCGGCGAGAUCAUCAACAUCGGCCUGCUGUCGUUUCUGAAACAGUUGAGCCACGAGCCAGCCAAGCUGAUAUUCGUGAUCAGCAACCUGCUGAUACUCUCGUGCAUUCCGUGCCGUCUUGCCGGCAACAGAGACCUAGAAGAUGCGAUACUCGUAGUCGCUGUCCCCUGUUCAUGGUUCCUCCUCAUGUUUUUUGCCGGCGCUAUCCGGCUAACCGGUCCAUUCAUAACGAUGGUCUACAGCAUGAUAACCGGGGAUAUGUUGACCUUCGGGAUAAUAUACAUGGUGGUGCUGUUCGGGUUUUGCCAGUCCUUCUACUUUUUAUACAAAGGCUUCCCGGGCGUGAAAUCAUCGCUCUAUAACUCCUAUCACUCCACCUGGAUGGCACUGUUUCAGAUAACCCUCGGCGAUUAUAACUACGCGGACCUCGGCUACACCACUUACCCUAAUUUGGCGAAGACGGUGUUCGCCAUAUUCAUGGUGCUCGUGCCCAUACUGCUGCUGAACAUGCUGAUCGCCAUGAUGGGCAACACUUACGCGCACGUUAUCGAGCAAAGCGAGAAAGAAUGGGUGAAACAGUGGGCGAAAAUUGUAGUCUCUCUGGAGCGAGCGGUGUCGCAGAAAGACGCUCAGAACUAUUUGCAAGAGUACAGUAUCAAAUUAGGACCCGGAGACGACCCUAACAAUCCUGCCUCCGAGCAACGCGGCGUGCUGGUUAUUAAAUGCAAAUCAAAGACGAAAGCGAAACAACGGAAGGGUGCUGUGGCCAACUGGAAGCGCGUUGGCAAGGUUACGAUAACCGAGCUGCGGAAACGUGGCAUGACCGGAGAAGAACUGCGAAGAAUUAUGUGGGGACGAGCAUCGUUUUCUACGCCUGUCAGAGUAAGUCCGACCGUGGAUCAGCCGCAAGUAUCGGCGGUGACCGCGGGUUUUGGCGGUGCUUUGACUACGGCCUUGGAUAUGAUGGCGUUCGCUCACGAUAUCGACUUGUCCACUGCCACGGAAGGCAUUCCGACCAACGUUGACGCGAAGCACGCGAAGCCGAAGAUUUCAGCCGACGAGCAGAGUGCUCCGUCGAACAAACAAGAGCAAUUAGCGGCGCAGCCUGCGGAAGAACAAGCCGCUGUUACCGCGAGCCAUCAGCAACACGCUCCGAGCGAUUUCAACAAAAAACCGGCCACGCCUGCGACCGUCCAGGAUGGGGACCGCGCCGAUGCCAGUCAUGCAAUCGUCGACGAGAUUCAGGAUCCGCUUCUGGAACUUGUAAUCGCCGCCGAAAAUAUGUCCGAUCAUGAAACACUGACGAAGAUAGCCCGUCGUGCUGCGGAGAGCGUGGCCGUUCCAACGGAUCCCAAAAUAAAUCUGCAAAUCUUGGAACAAUUUACGAUGAUCAAGAUGCCCGAGGAGGAACCGGUCCCCGUCGCCAAGAAGCAAUACUUUAUCGAAUCCAGCGAUAACGAUUUCGGCGGAGACGCUCUGCUGGGUACGGAGGCGCGGUUACGCAGAAUAAGAUCGGCGAACAACAGAUUUAUCACGACACGGAGACAUUCGCGGCACGAGAACGGUGAUCCGUCAUCGUCGUCGUCUUCCACAUCCGUCGACGGAAAUCCUCGAUGCCCGGCGCCGCUGUUCACCGAUCCCGAACAGAAGCUGACGAACCGUCAAAUCGAAGGCAUCGACGGACCCGUUCGAUUAAUUAAGGCGGACGUAAAACGGAACGGCGAAUGCGACUCGUCGAAGAACAAAGCGCAGAAACGCCGGCCGAAAACGGCGCGGAACAGGGUAUCGCCGAAGGAAUCGGAGGAGCCUGCACAGAGGAGAAGAGAAUCGAUCGAGCGGAAUAAGGCGGUUUCGCCGGCGACGUCUCCCACGGAUCCGCUCGAGCCAUGGAGCACACGCGACAUCAAGGACAUGAAUACGAUACUGGCUUGGGAAGAAAAUCUGCCGGAAAGUCCUUAGCGAGGCUUUUUAUCGUGGUAAACGCGAGCGCGACCCCGGAUCCUCGCUUUUUCGACCAACCGACCGACGAAAACGCGGCGGUUCCUCUUCCCGAACCUGGCACCUGCCGCCCGAUACGUGCCGAGGGACGAUCUAGAUCUAGGAGUGCUCGCGCGGAGGGAAUACGAGGUGUUCUUGGAGGAUUCGGCAGGUAUCUGAAAGCGGAUAAGCAUUUUUUAGCAUCUUUUGGGAAAAUCGCUGCUCGGUGUAGUCGAUUUGCCCCGGAACGUGGAUGAAGUUCGUACUUUCGCUCGCCGUACGCGAUUUUUAUUUCAAAUAUCGUAAAUCGGUCGAAGAGGUUUUCUAUCGGACAGAAUAUGAUUUUCUCGUCGCUUGUUUACCAGGAUAAAGAAAACCGCCCUUGCAAAAUAACCGAGGGGAGCGUGAAAUUUUUCUGGCAACGAAACAUUUUCUGACAAAAUUUUUAACACGCUCCAUUAUACAUUAUUUUCUUUUUGGUUUAAUCUUGCGGCAACGAAUGUUGCAAUCGGCAAAGGGGAAUUUUCUCUAAAUUAAAAGUUUAAAAAACGAGCUGUAACAAGUAAAAAAUCCUACGCACAGAUCCGUACCGUAAUCGCGACGGUGCGUAGGUAUGAUUUUUAAAAAGCGUCGAGUUUUAUGGAAAUCAUUUAUUUUUAUAAACGGAAGCUAAUAUUUCACCGAAAAGUUAUUUGGAAGAAUGACAAAAAAAUUGAAACAUUUUGUAAAAACUGUUUCGCCGUGUUACCGAGCAGAGAUGAAAAUUCAACGAAUUCGUGGUCUUUUAUAAAUGUAGGAUUUCUAGAACGAAAUUCCGUAAUUCGCAGAUUAUUUAAAUGGAUCGUUUUAGCUAAAGCUGAUCUUGUCGAAUUGCGAUCGAGUUACUCGACUCGAGCGAGACAAAUUUAGCGAAAUAUAGAGUAUUUUUGUCCGCGGAUAUUACCGGUAGCAAAUACGCUCUCUCCAAAACCAGCUAAUGAUCAAUUACGGCAACCGAUGAUCAUUUAUGGCCGACCGAAUCGCUAUUAUCGCGAUGCUGGUUACUUUCGAUCGAAACGCGUUUGUUCCAUCAAUUACGUAUACAGUUCCAUUUGAACAUUUUAAUGAAAUCAAUUAAUGGAAAUUUCUCGUUUCUAAAAGUUUCAAAUCCCGCACAAUCGUAGACAUUAUCGACGAAAGAGAUUCGAAUAACGAAUAAAUCGAGCGACGACUACGAUCGAAUACGAUAAGAACGUAUCGACGAUCGCCGAAUACUCCAGAACACCUCGUAAAAUAUUUGUCCCGAUGAGAAAUAAACGUUGCGAAAUUAUUUCAGCGGUUAAAUUACACGACGCGAAACGGUUUCGUAUUUAAGCGAUUAAAAUGUUCGUCGCGCAUACGGUGGAUAUUGGGUUAAUUUUGAUACGUCGUCGAACACGUUUCACUUUUGUAUCGAGAACGCUUCCGAGCAUGUUUCUCGCGACGAUCGACGAAUCGAUGUAAAUCACGACCCCGACUAUUCGUUCCUUCUUCCUCCAUUGAAACGCGAACCAACGCGAACCAACGCGAGAGUUUUUCCAAACAGCAUUUCGUCUUUAAGCGAAUUUCGAAAGAAUCGGGAAUCGAAUAAUCUCCGCCAGCUUCUUUAGCCUAAUCGAAACGUUUUACAGUCCUGGGAAAAGUUUGCUAACCCGCGCUGAGAAUAUUAGUCGCGUAACGGGAUAACAUUCGUUGCCAAAAAUCGUUGCUCAACAAAGCGCGGCGAACGGACGUAUGCGACUAUGAUGAAUUGUUCGCGCUUGUCGUCGGAUUCCUCUGCUGGAAUACGAAAACGGUUGUCGGACUAUUAGAACGAACGGUCGCCUGGCCGGACGGUUCAUCCAACUUCGCUGUCUAUCGUUAAGAGCGGAUAAACGGUUGCGAGUAGAAAAUUUGUCGAGACUAUGCAUUUAAGAUCGGAGCUUCCAUCGGGAAGCGGGACGCAUCGACGGCGAGUCAAACGGAGCGAGAGCGAACAAUUUCAUUUCUUAUCGGUUUGCGAACCGGAGUGCCGGAGUACGGGAGCACCGUACUACCGGAGUUCGGUCAUUGUUGCUCUGUUUCGCACACUCUUCGUACCUCUGUGUACUUUCUUCCUGGUCGCGUUCUAUAGUUUCCUAAAGACGGAUAACGAACUUCGCAGGAAGACCCGGCGAAAUUCUCGAGCAAUCUUCUCGGCUUCGCAUAGUAAAUACUCGCGCAGUCGCUCGCAUCGGAAGUCGUCACGGUGCUCUAUGGAAAGCGCGGACUUGCAACGCGGCGAUAGCAUCGAUCGAAGAGCGUUCGCGUACUUUUUAUUCGAACGCACGCAGCGUCGUCCACCGGUAAUUAUCGAACGCUUUGCGAAAAUUGGCCGAGAGCUUGCAUCGGUAAAUCUUUCAACGAUAGUCUCUCGUUCGUUCAACGCUCGACUGGUGCGACGUUUUUUUAUCGUAACAGUUAACGUACCGGAGUCGCGAUAGAAAAGAUGCGUCGAUCUAACGUUGAACGAGCGACUGGUCUUUUUCAAAAUAAAAUUCGUUUUACCGGUCUUGCUCGCUUUUUGGCGAAUGAAAUUUACGCCUUUGCGAGCGCGAUUCGCUCGUUCGUAAUUGUACGUAACAAAAUUGUAAAAUCGAACGACAUUUUAUACGUAAAAAAAGAAGAUUUUGAACGUUCUUUCCGGCACGCGUGUCGCACGUGUCUACAUUUUUAAUCUUAUUCGCGCAGAACCAUCUGGUCGCCCAUAAAACCUCGAUGCUGAAAAUUAAACGCGAUCAGCACUUUCCAUAUAAUAUCGUUUUACUACCGCAGAAUCUCGUAAACCGAGACACUUAGCUAACCGUAUCUAGAAUUUGCACACGGCUGACCGGAAAUCAUUUAUAUCCCCCGACACUUUGGUAUUUUCCUUCGGAUUUUUAAUAAACAGAGAAAGCCACGGAGUUCUCAUUUUUCGAAAAUAUUUUUACCAUACGUUUCCAUCGGUUUUUACCGAAACAUCGAGACAACAAUUUUUUUUUAAUAAACGAAGAAUCGCGUGGACGCGCAA